Messenger RNA from Gossypium arboreum, 2056 nucleotides. RefSeq names its product poly(ADP-ribose) glycohydrolase 1-like. The transcript is spliced from 11 exons. The record is from RefSeq and is a predicted model, not a curated record. Lineage: Eukaryota; Viridiplantae; Streptophyta; Magnoliopsida; Malvales; Malvaceae. Gene Ontology annotation, cellular component: nucleus; cytoplasm. Gene Ontology annotation, molecular function: poly(ADP-ribose) glycohydrolase activity. The coding region runs from base 122 to 1801 and encodes 559 amino acids. Gene Ontology annotation, biological process: ATP generation from poly-ADP-D-ribose; nucleotide-sugar metabolic process; carbohydrate metabolic process.
UAUGUUUUCUAUAAUUAUGUUUUACCAGCUCUGGCCUCCAUGUGACUGCGCUGAAAGGGAAAAUAAACCUCAUAUGUGACUGUGUCAAAAUUAAGAAUCCUCAAUAAAUCUCAAAGAAAAAAUGGAAGACAGCGCAGAGUUGGAGUCGAUCCUGCCUUAUCUACCGUUAGUAAUUGGAUCUUCGAGGCGACUGUUAUGGCCAUCGAAAGUGGUUGAGGCUCUGGAGGCGAUGUCCAGAGGUCCUGAUCACAGCCGAGUCAACUGUGGCGAAGUCCUCUCCAUCGCCAUUUCCGACAUGAGAGCUUCUCUUUCCCUCGCUGACCCUCUCGCUCUCUCUGCCCCCCUAGGCUAUGCCCUCUUCUUUGAUGAGCUCAUGUCCGGGGCCGACUCCAGAAAAUGGUUUGCGGAAGAUAUUCCAAAAUUAGCCAAUCUGCUAUUGCGGUUGCCUUCCCUUUUAGAGGUUCACUAUCAGAACUCGCGGGCUUAUGGAUACGGUCUCCGCAUCUUGGGCCCGCAGCAACCUGGCAUGGUGCUUCUCUCCCAGGAGUUGAUUGGCGCUCUACUUGCAUGCUCUUUAUUUUGUUUGUUUCCAAUCUCUAAUAGAGGUCUUAAACAUCUGCCAACCAUCAACUUUGAUCAAUUGUUUGCGAGUCUCUAUGACAGUUACAGUGAGAGCCAAGAAAACAAAGUGAGGUGCAUUAUCUGCUAUUUCCAAAGGAUAUGUUUGCAAAUGCCGACAGGAUCUGUCUCAUUUGAGCGCAAGCUUCUCUCUUUAGAACAUCAUCCUUGGCAAUCAUUCCUCUCUUAUCCGUAUGCUGAUUUUUGGACCAAAUCAACUAUCCGCCUCUGCCCUUUUCAGGUCCACAGCUCAGGCUUGAUAGAAGAUCACGCUAUUGAGGCUCUUGAAGUGGAUUUUGCUAAUAAAUAUCUUGGUGGUGGUGCUUUACAUAGGGGCUGUGUGCAGGAAGAAAUUCGUUUCAUGAUCAAUCCUGAAUUGAUUGCUGGCAUGCUUUUCUUGCCUUCCAUGGCAGACAAUGAAGCUAUAGAAAUUGUUGGAGCAGAGAGGUUCUCUGACUAUACAGGAUAUGCCUCUUCAUUUCGGUUUUCUGGUGACUAUGUGGACAAAAGGAGUGUUGACUUUCUUGGAAGACGAAAAACCAGAAUUGUUGCUAUAGAUGCUUUGUGCAGUCCAAGAAUGAAACAGUACAAACCGAAAUACCUUCUUCGGGAGACUAAUAAGGCAUUUUGUGGCUUUUUGGAUCAAUCAAAAUAUAGCCAGUACAAGAGACUAUUCAAGAUGAACUCAGUGCUGGUCAGUUUGAUCAAAGAUAAUAAACAUGAUGGUGACAUAUCCGGGGACGAAAUUUUGUUGCAUGAUGAUCAUUACUUUUCUGUUUUACAGUUAAAUGAAGGUUCUUCUCUGCCUAUUAAAGCUAAAGGAGAAUCCAGGACAGAGGAAGUCAGAAAGUCUGAUGAGAAAAGUUGGCACUUAGAGGACUGUGAAAAUUAUAUUGGGAUAGCAACGGGAAAUUGGGGCUGUGGUGCAUUUGGAGGAGAUCCUGAAGUGAAGACCAUAAUUCAGUGGCUUGCUGCUUCUCAGGCUUUAAGACCUUUCAUUUCAUACUACACUUUUGGUCUGGAGGCACUGCAAAGUCUUGCUCAGGUGACUCAGUGGAUUAUAUUGCAGAAAUGGAAUGUUGGAGACCUUUGGAACAUUUUGAUAGAAUAUUCAUGCCAGAAAUUGAGGGGAGAAGCAGACGUUGGCUUUUUUGCUUGGCUUCUUCCUUCAUUGCCGAAAUAAUAUAAUGUAAUUUGUUAUGCUUUAAAUGAUUGAUUUUUUCUUUUCUGCUGUUUGUGAAAGUUUAGUUAUGUAUAUCUGCUGUGUGGUGCCUCCCUAGUCCCUAACUAUUUUUAGCAUGUCUUUUUGUAUUUGACUUAUGGCUCCUAUCUGUAACAUGUCUUUCAGUUCAUUCAUUGCUAGGAUGUAAAUUGUAUUCUAAGGAGCUAUUCAUCUGCACCAAUUUCAUUUACCAUCAAAGAUGUUCUUUUCUCAAAA